Messenger RNA from Cajanus cajan (pigeon pea), 704 nucleotides. RefSeq names its product gibberellin-regulated protein 1. The record is from RefSeq and is a predicted model, not a curated record. Lineage: Eukaryota; Viridiplantae; Streptophyta; Magnoliopsida; Fabales; Fabaceae.
AAAUACCUCUGCCUUGAGAUGAUACUCAACCUUCAGGUCCCUCCUCAUAUAUACAGUGAAAACUUGGGCUGGUAGAUAGUGCUUCCCAAAAUGGAGAAGAAAAACAAGAGUUUACUGUUGCUGCUUCUCAUGGCUUCGUCGCUCUUCUUUAUGCCAAAUGUGUCACAUGCUGUUUCUAAUGUCAACUCUCAAGGCCAUCUCACCAAUUCUGAGCUGGUGAAAGGACCCAAUAGAAGGUUUUUGUCAUUUGUGGACUGUGGAGUUAGGUGCAGAGUGAGGUGCAGUUUGCACUCGAGGCCAAAGAUUUGCACGAGGGCUUGCGGGACAUGCUGUUUCAGGUGCAAGUGUGUUCCUCCAGGCACCUAUGGGAACAGAGAGGUCUGUGGGAAGUGUUACACUGACAUGACUACUCAUGGCAACAAACUCAAGUGCCCCUAGACCUUUGCAUUUGCAUUUGCAUCUCCUUCUUCAUGUGUCUACACACUUUUUCAUGUUAAUUAUCAGAAUUCCCGUUCUUGCAUUGUUGUCUACCUUUAUUUCUUAAUAUUGCAUUAUGUAUCCCAUACUUUGUAAUCAUCAGUUUGUGUGUCUGCUGUCACUAUGCAUUUUGUGGAAUAAACGUCCAGUACAUUACUGUAUAAGUAUAUCGGUUUUCCUGAUGUGUUCAUGGAUCAAAUUAUGAAAUAAUGCAUUUUAUGAUACUA